Messenger RNA from Osmia lignaria (orchard mason bee), 2125 nucleotides. RefSeq names its product ATP-dependent DNA helicase Q1. NCBI's taxonomy places the organism in Eukaryota, Metazoa, Arthropoda, Insecta, Hymenoptera, Megachilidae. Gene Ontology annotation, cellular component: chromosome; cytoplasm. The record is from RefSeq and is a predicted model, not a curated record. Gene Ontology annotation, molecular function: 3'-5' DNA helicase activity; ATP binding; four-way junction helicase activity. Gene Ontology annotation, biological process: double-strand break repair via homologous recombination.
ACUAAAUACAAAUAUAUGAAUGCAGAUAUUUUAUGCCAUAAUUCAACUAAUACAUAGUCUUAUUUAUUUAUUUAUUAAUAUAAGUAUAAAGUAGCUUAUACUACCACUGUUUUAUGUAAACAGUGUUACAGUUUAUUUAUAAUGUCUGCAAGCAAUUCGAAAGAUGUAAUAAUAUUGGAUGAUGAAAACCAAGCUACUGAAGAAAGUGAAAUUGCUGCAAUUGAUUAUGAGCUAAAACAAAUUGACAGUGAGAUACAGAAACUUGAAGAUCGUAAGAAGGUCUUAGUUCAACGUAAGGAAAAAUUAAGGGAUGAUGCACUUUUGAAGAAGAGUUUAUAUGUAUCAAAGAAAGAUUGGGGUAAAGAAGAUUUUAGUUGGUCCAAGGACCUGAGGAAUGCUCUGAAAGAUGUUUUCAAAAUUAAGAAAUUAAGAGACUUACAGCUGCCAACUAUGAAUGCAAUUAUGUCUAAUGAAGAUGUUAUUCUAAUUAUGCCUACUGGUGGUGGUAAAAGUUUAUGUUAUCAGUUACCUGCUGUUAUUAGCAAAGGUAUAACAAUAGUAGUCUCACCUUUAGUAGCACUAAUGGAGGAUCAAUUACAUGGGUUGCACAAAAAUAAUGUAAAAGCUAUGAUGUUAAGUGCAAAAGGAAACAAAGAAGAUGUGAAAAUUAUAAUGAAUGCCCUUGUAGACAAGAAAUCUGAUCUUAAACUAAUAUACGUUACACCAGAGUAUAUGGCAAAAUCGAACCGUUUCAUGAGCAAAUUACAAAAAGCCUUUGAAAUGAAACGGUUAGAUCGCUUUGCGAUUGACGAAGUUCAUUGUUGUAGUCAAUGGGGUCACGAUUUUAGACCUGAUUACAAGUUCCUAGGAAUUCUGAAAUCCAUGUUCCCUGGUGUACCAAUUUUAGGAUUAACUGCAACUGCUCCAGCAAAGAUUAUUGUGGAUGUUCAAAAAAUGCUUGAUAUUCAAGGUUGUUUAGUCUUAAGAGCCACUUUCAAUAGACCAAAUUUGUUUUACGAAGUUCGUCGUAAACCAGCAGAUAAAAGCACGUGUCUAGCAAUGAUAGAAAAUUUAUUAAAAACUAGGUUCAAAGAUAAAUCUGGAAUAAUCUAUACAACUACUAUCAAGGAUGCAGAACAACUAACAACUGAUUUAAGAUCGUUAGAUCUAAAAGUUGGAUGUUAUCAUGCAAUGUUAGAGCCUCAGUAUAGGUCAGAAGUAUAUUCUAAAUGGAUAUCUGGAAAUUACCAAGCUGUAGUUGCCACUAUUGCUUUUGGAUUGGGUAUCGACAAGCCCGAUGUAAGAUUUGUCAUUCAUCAUUGUAUUUCAAAAUCAAUGGAAAAUUUUUAUCAAGAGAGUGGACGAGCGGGUAGAGAUGGAAGGAAAUCAGCAUGUAUAGUAUUGUACAGAUUACCAGAUGUGUUCAAAUUAAGCACAAUGGUAUUUCAGGAUAAAGUUGGCCUUCAAAAUUUGUACAAGAUGUUAGCAUAUUGUUUAGAUCUAACAUCGUGUAGACGUAGUUUAAUCGCAACUCACUUUGAAGAAACUUGGACUGAAAGUGAUUGUGCAGAGAUGUGUGAUCAUUGUAGAAAACGUAAGGAAAAGAAAGAAGUAAAUAUAGCUCCAUAUUGUAGACAGUUGUAUGAAAUAAUGACCAAAGCAGUACAAAGUGAAACAAGAUUGACUGCCCUAAAACUUACAGAUGCUUGGUAUGGUAAGGGGGCGACGACGUUAAGGGUACAUUCUAUACCAGUACCAAAAUUUACAAGAGAAUCUGGAGAGGCUAUAGUAGGGCAUUUACUAGUGAACGGAUAUUUGCAGGAAGACUUUCAUUUCUCUGCAUAUUCUACAAUAUCAUAUUUAAAACGUGGACCCAAAGCAGUAUUAGUACUUGAUAAGGAUCAUAAGAUACCAUUUAAUUAUGAAUUACACUAAUAUAUGUUAUUACAUUACAGUCUGUGAUAUAGCAAUACUUUUCAUAAUUAUGAUUAUAAUAAUAUAAGUGUAUAAUAUCAAAUGGUAUUAUAUGUACAAUAAACCAUGACUUAGGAUUUAUACCAAAGAAUCUGUUAGCUCCCAUGAAGAAGUCCAUUCUCAAAAAUCAAUAAAUAUUUUUAUACAUAAA